UACACCUCUAUUUAACCCUAAAGCCAAACUUGUUUCAAAACUUUUUCAGUGCAGUUCAGACGCAUCGACCAGAGAGAGACCAAGGUAGGGUUUGCUCUGCGCUCCAACCACACCAGAGAGAGGGAAAAGGCUUCUUCAUCAAUUGAAAAUGGCCGACGACGAUUACAAUGAAGUGGAUAUGGGUUACGAGGAUGAGCCCCCAGAACCUGAAAUUGAAGAAGGUGCAGAGGAUGAUGUGGAGAAUGCUAACAAUGAUGACCUUCCUGGGGAUGCCAUUGAAACUGAGGAAAAAGAAGAAACAGAAGCAGUAGAACGUCCUCGUAGAACUUCAAAGUUUAUGACAAAGUAUGAACGGGCAAGAAUCCUGGGCACGCGUGCCCUGCAGAUCAGCAUGAAUGCACCAGUAAUGGUUGAGUUGGAAGGUGAAACAGAUCCACUUGAGAUUGCUAUGAAGGAGCUUAGGCAGCGGAAGAUUCCCUUCACCAUACGCCGCUACCUGCCUGAUGGGAGUUAUGAGGACUGGGGUGUUGAUGAACUAAUUGUGGAGGACUCAUGGAAGAGGCAGGUUGGUGGUGAUUGAAGCUACUCACUUGGUCAUGGAGAUCUGUAUAUCAUUAGGAUUUUUCUGGAAGUUAGUAAAAUGGAUUUGAAACAUUUUGGGACUAGAAUUAUCUUUUCUACUUGUCAAAUUCGGAUAGAGACUUCCAGUGAUGUUACUCAUCUAUAUUUUUAUAUGUGAUCAUGAAUAUGCUAAAGACUAUUGUAUCUAAGGCGCCAAAAAAAAAAGGAAAAUGGUUAUUUUAUGUUA
This is a messenger RNA of Humulus lupulus (European hop), 808 nucleotides long. Its product is annotated as DNA-directed RNA polymerases II, IV and V subunit 6A-like. The transcript is spliced from 6 exons. Gene Ontology annotation, biological process: DNA-templated transcription. Gene Ontology annotation, molecular function: DNA binding; DNA-directed RNA polymerase activity. The record is from RefSeq and is a predicted model, not a curated record. Lineage: Eukaryota; Viridiplantae; Streptophyta; Magnoliopsida; Rosales; Cannabaceae. Bases 149 to 580 code for a protein of 143 amino acids. Gene Ontology annotation, cellular component: RNA polymerase I complex; RNA polymerase III complex; nucleus.